AUGUCGGAAGUUCAAAACCCUACUGUCGAGGAGCCUCUCACAGCUCAAGCUCCAGUUAUCACCACUGAAGUUCCAGUUGUUGAACCUGUCACCGAGACAAAGAUUGAGGAGCCAGUUGCUACAACUGAGCUAGCCGCCGAAGCACCAGCAGUUGUUGAGGAGCCAACCGCAGAGGUUACUGAUGCCGCACCAGCCGCUAAGGAGGUUACACCUGUUGAGGAGGGAGUUUUGGGUUACAAAGGUCCAGGUUUACUCAAGAGCUUCAUUUUCCAAAAGAAGUAUUUCUGGUUCGGAACUGAGCCAAUUGAGCACAAGAACCUUUCCAGCUAUCUCCGUGGUGAGAAGCCAGAUGUCGCCAACCACAAUGCCGCUUGGUCAUCCCACACUGGUAAUGGUCUCUUGUUCUUCAGCAAGAAGGCCACCGAUAAGGCCAGCCCAGCUGGUAUCUUGAAUUUGUCCGAAGCUUCUGAUAUCUCCGAAGAUGGCACCGUCGACUUCUUCUUCACCAUCCACGGACACAAACACACUUUCCAAGCUGCCAACAUCGUCGAACGUGAUGACUGGGUUGCUACCUUGAAGAACAAGGUCGCUGAGGCCAAGGAAAUUGCCGAGUCUGUCAAGGAGAGCGAAACCUACAAGACCAGCCACGCUGCCUUGACCAAGCCAUUCUCUGGUGCUGCCACUCCAAAGAAAGAGGAGAAGGUCGAAGCCAAGGCCGAGAAGAAGGAAGAAAAGGCCGAGGCUAAGGAGGCUAAGGAAGAGCAAAAGGAGGAGAAUGCCGAAAUCAAGGCCGAGAUCAAGGAAGAGAAGAAGGAAGAGAAGUCUGAACUCAAGGUAGAGAAGAAGGGACGCAAGAGCCGAUCUGCUUCUCGCAAGGGUGACAAGCGUACUUCCAUUUUUGGUGCCAUCCCAGGUUUCGGAAAGAAGGAAGAUAAGACUGAAGCACCAAAGGAUGAAGUUGUUGCUUCUCCAUCUACCGAGGAAGCCAUCGCCGCCGACGCGUCUGCUGCCCCAGAUCUUGAUGCCCCAGCUGCUACUGAGGUCCCUGUCACCACUGAAGAAGCUGCUGUUGCACCAGCUGUCGAGGAACCAAUUGUCGCCGCCGCUCCAGUUGAGAAGCCAGUUGCAACCAAGCGUAACAGCAUCUUCGGUACCCUUCAAUCCAGAUUCUCUCACAAGAAGCCUGAGCCUGAGGCUGUUUCCCCGGUUGCAGCAAAGGAUGAUGAGCCAGUUUCCGAGAAUGCUCCAGUCAUCCCAGCUGUUGAUACCACUGAGCCAUUGACCGCCAAUGUCGAUGCUGCCUCCCCAGUUGAGGUUGCUGAGACCCCAGUCAUCAACGGCGAUGUCCCCAAGGCCGCAGAAACUCCAGUCACCAAGGCUGAUAAGCGCAAGAGCUCCCUCCCAUGGUUAAGCAAGAAGGAGAAGUCUACCACCACUAGUGAUGAGGAGACUGAAAAGCCAAAGUCACCUUUCGCCAAGCUCCGUGCUACCGUCAAGUCCAAGUCAUCCCCAAAGGCUGAUAAGACUGCCGAGAAGCCACUCGAGCCAACUGCCGAGACCAAGGCCGAGGACAAGAUUACCGAAGAGAUCACCGCCACCGAGCCAGUUGUCUCUGAGCCAGUUGUCGCUGCUCCAACCAGCACCACUCCUCAAGUUUCUGCCACCGCAUGA
Sclerotinia borealis F-4128 is the source of this 1671-nucleotide messenger RNA. The record is from the annotation of a GenBank genome assembly. NCBI's taxonomy places the organism in Eukaryota, Fungi, Ascomycota, Leotiomycetes, Helotiales, Sclerotiniaceae.